GCGUCACGCAGCUGGGGUACAUGUGGUGUGCUGAAGCCAUCCUUUACUCAAGGUCCGCCUUGGAGGAUGUUCUUUCCUUGGCGCUCCACGAGCGGAUCUGGGCACAGGACGAGACGGUACCGCAUCUCUACAGCGCCAGACCGUGGAACCCGCGGUUCAUGGAGUCCCUGCGGCGAGCAGGCUUCCAACGUCAGUGGAUCGCUGGAGUUCCCUCUGGAGAGAUCGAAGACGGUUGGGUUCAGCAGCUGGAGUACUUCAAAGAAGAGUUGGACGGCGCGCUGGGAAACGCUUGGAGGAGCUCGAACUCAUCCGAGCUCUGA
This is a messenger RNA of Symbiodinium sp. CCMP2456, 320 nucleotides long. The record is from the annotation of a GenBank genome assembly. NCBI's taxonomy places the organism in Eukaryota, Dinophyceae, Suessiales, Symbiodiniaceae.